Molecule: messenger RNA, 927 nt
Organism: Aspergillus puulaauensis
Lineage: Eukaryota; Fungi; Ascomycota; Eurotiomycetes; Eurotiales; Aspergillaceae
Product: SMP-30/gluconolactonase/LRE family protein
Exons: 1
Coding region: 1-927 (308 amino acids)
Source: RefSeq, a predicted model, not a curated record
AUGCCUUCUCCAAAGCAGCUCACUCAUACACCCAUCGCCGAUGGCCUCCUUUUCGGGGAAUCGCCGCGCUACAGAAACGGCUUGAUUUACAUCAGCGACAUGACCGGCCAGGCGAUAUACACCAUCGACCCAUCGUCCGGAGCGAAGACACAGCUGUGCGUGGCCGAGAAUCAGCCGAACGGGAUGUGUUUCGCGCCCGACGGCUCGCUGAUCUGGUCCUCUAUGUUCGAUGCCAAACUGUACCGCCACGACUCGACCGGCACCAACACAAUAUACGCAGACUUAUCCAACAUCAUGACUGGAUACUGCGGGGACAUGGCCAUCGACGCCAGCGGCCGUGUGUACCUAGACGACACCGGUGCAAAGGUCCUUCACGGCGAGCAGCCGCGACCAGGCCGUCUGCUGGUCAUUAAUACGGAUGGCUCUGCUGCUGUGGCCGAUGAGGAUAUCAUCUUCCCCAAUGCGCUGUUUAUCAGCAAUGACGGAAGGUCGAUAUACUGUGCCGAGACCUUCGGAUAUGGACUGUUGAAGUGGGAUCUUGGAUCAGAUGGCACGUUGUCGAAUCGCCAGAAAGUAUGGUCGCCCGCAGCCAUCUCGCCUACGGGGGAGACUGGGAACACCCCGGAUGGGAUAUUCGGAAUAGACGGUGGAUGUAUGGACGGGGAAGGGGGGAUGUGGCUCAGUAUGCUGGGUCUGGAGAAAUUUGUCCGCCUUGACCAGGAAGGGAAUAUCACCCAUGAGAUCAGGACGAAGGGCCACGCCACCGCUUGCACUCUGGGAGGUGAUGAUGGUAAAACGCUGUUUUUGGUUAGCAAUUGGUUUUCGGAGGACCAGGAUGGUCUUUUCGCGGCGAUGAAGGGGAAGCGGACAAAGUGUACUAUUAGCUACGCCAGGGUGGAUGUUGGCAAAGGAACUGCACGGCCAUAG